AUGGACUCAAUUUAUUCAGACGAAAUGAACGAAAAGGAAAAAAUUUUAUUAAAAAAGAUCGAUUGGAGAAUUGUUCCAUUAAUGUUUUUACUUUACUUGUUAAGCUUUCUAGAUAGGGUAAAUAUUGGAAAUGCAAAGUUGGCUCAUUUAGAACGUGAUCUUGGAUUAGUUGGAAAUGAUUAUAAUUGGAGUUUAGGCAUUUUUUUUAUAGGUUAUGUUUUAUUUGAAAUACCAUCAAAUUUAAUAUUAUUUAAAGUUAGACCUUCGAUAUGGAUACCAUCAACUAUGGUUGCCUGGGGAAUAACUAUGUCUCUUAUGGCUUUUGUAAAUUCAUAUUCAACUCUUAUGAUAACACGCUUUUUUCUAGGAGUUUUCGAAGCAGGUUUAGUUCCUGGUAUGGUCUAUUAUAUAACUUUAUGGUAUAAAAGAUAUGAACAAAGUUUUAGAAUUGGAACAAUUUUAUCUGGUGCAUCAAUUGCUGGAGCUUUUAGUGGAUUAUUAGCUUAUGCAAUUGUAAACUUUGCUAAUGAAAAUUCUAAAUUAAAAGGAUGGCAAUUGGUUUUUUUAAUUGAUGGUUUGGUUACUGUUAUAGUUGCUUUUGUUGCAUAUUUCUGUGUAGAAGAUUAUCCAGAAGAAGCCGAAUGGCUUAGCAAUGAAGAGCGGGAAUUGGCUAUUUCAAGGUUGAGAAAAGAUAUUGAUGAUAUAGAUGAUAUUAAAAUUAGGUCACAUUCAUUUGAAAAAGUUUAUGUCCUGGAAUGUUUGAAGGAUUGGUGUAACGUAGGUGUUGCAAUGAUGCUAAGUUCUGGUAACGCUGGUGGUAUAAUUGCUGCUCAAAUAUAUCGUUCUAAAGAUUACCCUCAUUACGUCCCUGGUCAUAUUAUUUCAUCCGGUUUUUUAUUAGCUUCUAUUUGUUUAUGUGUAAUCCAGUAUGGAGCUUUAGUUCGUCUUAAUGAGAUGAAGAGAAAGAAAAGAAAUCAAAUUAAAAGUUCGGGUGAUGAAAAGAUUG
Molecule: messenger RNA, 1006 nt
Organism: Scutellospora calospora
Lineage: Eukaryota; Fungi; Glomeromycota; Glomeromycetes; Diversisporales; Gigasporaceae
Source: the annotation of a GenBank genome assembly